Danio aesculapii is the source of this 1723-nucleotide messenger RNA. It is a transcript of the gene st7l, whose product is annotated as suppression of tumorigenicity 7 like. The coding region runs from base 2 to 1624 and encodes 540 amino acids. NCBI's taxonomy places the organism in Eukaryota, Metazoa, Chordata, Actinopteri, Cypriniformes, Danionidae. The record is from RefSeq and is a predicted model, not a curated record. Gene Ontology annotation, molecular function: protein binding. The transcript has 15 exons.
GAUGGCGGACAGCAGCGGCAGUAAUCCCCAAUCACCCGGUUUCACGGAGAAAUUAAAAUCGUGGCUGUGCUGGUCGUGGACGUACAUCUGCGCGCUGUGGUUCGCCAUGGUGUUGACGAUGGUUUACGUGUUGAGGAGCCCGCUGAAGCUGCAGGAGACCGUCAACGCGGCUUCUGUGUUUUUAAACACUCUGACACCUAAAUUCUAUGUUGCGCUCACUGGAACCUCCUCGCUCAUCUCGGGCCUAAUUUUGAUAUUUGAGUGGUGGUACUUCAGAAAGUACGGCACGUCGUUCAUCGAGCAGGUUUCAGUCAGUCACCUGCGUCCUCUGCUGGGCGGAGUGGAGAACAGCGGCUCUGCGGGACUAUUCUCAUCGGUCAACGGAGACACCGAACCAAGGAGCAAUGUAGCAGAAUGUAAAGUGUGGAGGAAUCCACUCAAUUUAUUCAGAGGAGCAGAGUACAGCAGGUACACUUGGGUGACUGGUAAAGAGCCCCUGACUUACUAUGACAUGAAUUUAUCAGCACAAGAUCAUCAGACCUUCUUCUUGGGAGACACUCAGCAGCUCAGACCAGAGGACUCUGUGAUGCAGAAGGCAUGGAGGGAGAGGAACCCACAGGCACGCAUCCGAGCAGCUUAUCAGGCAAUCGAGCUGAACCGCGAAUGUGCUGCAGCUUAUGUGCUUCUGGCUGAGGAGGAAGCCACAACCAUCACAGAAGCGGAGCGACUCUUUAAACAAGCUCUCAAAAGUGCUGGUAAAGACACCAAUCUUGUGGUUUACAUCAAGCGCAGACUGGCCAUGUGUGCUAGAAAACUGGGCCGCAUCAAAGAAGCUGUAAAGAUGAUGAGAGAUUUAAUGAAAGAAUUCCCUUUACUGGGAAUGUUAAAUAUUCACGAAAACCUUCUAGAAGCAUUAUUAGAGCUUCAGGCCUACGCUGAUGUACAAGCAGUCCUUGCAAAGUAUGACGACAUCAGCUUGCCAAAAUCAGCUACUAUAUGCUACACAUCUGCCUUACUAAAAGCCAGAGCGGUGUCAGAUAAGUUUUCACCCGAGGCAGCAUCUAGACGAGGUCUCAGCACAGCAGAGAUGAAUGCAGUCGAAGCCAUUCACAGAGCGGUGGAGUUCAACCCACACGUACCAAAGUAUUUAUUAGAGAUGAAGAGUCUGAUUUUGCCACCCGAGCAUAUUUUGAAGAGGGGAGACAGUGAGGCCGUGGCGUACGCCUUCUUUCACCUGCAGCACUGGAAGCGGGCAGAGGGGGCGCUCAACCUGCUGCACUGCACCUGGGAGGGCACUUUCCGGAUUAUUCCCUACCCGCUGGAAAAGGGUCACCUCUUUUAUCCUUACCCAGGAUGCACAGAGACCGCAGACAGAGAACUUCUACCUUCAUUUCACGAGGUGUCAGUGUACCCGAAGAAGGAGCUUCCGUUCUUCAUCCUCUUCACAGCGGGCCUGUGCUCCUUCUGUGCCAUGUUGGCCAUGCUCACACACCAGUUUCCAGAGCUCAUGGGCGUCUUCGUCAAAGCCUUCUUCAGCACCCUGUUUGCACCACUGGGCUUUUUUGCAGACAAGAUGGAGAGUUUUAUGCCCUCCUGCCUGUGGCAUCAACUAACAAAUGUCUGACCCUCACACACACACAGACACACACAUACUUGCACUGGAAAACACUACUGUACAUGUAACGUGUAAGGUGAACUGACAAUAAAACUGUUUGGCUCUUUU